AUGCGCUGCUCGGAAGGAACCGCCAGGACGCAUUUCAAGUUGAUAACACCGCCACGCCUUGCACUGAGGGAGCGGAUAUAUCACGCGAAAGGAGGACUUACCAGGACUUCUGCAGGGGGUUCAACCUUCCCCCUGGCGGAAACGGGCGGGCGCCCUCAGUACAGAUCAUCGAUCUCGAAGGCUCGGGGGAUCAAGAUCAACGGUAAGCAGAAGAGGAAAGCUGUAGAGACUGUGGGCUGGUUUGUGCCCCGGACAGUCGCGUCUAACAAAGCAUUGGAGUCCUUUGUCUUCGAUCUUGUAAGACACGACCUGAUUCUCUACUACCCAGUCUUCCUGCUUAGCAGAGUCAUCAUCUUCAACUUCUCUGGAUACAAGCCCAGGGAUGAGUUCCUGGAUGCGCUAGCUCCAUUGGCCUUGGCAGGAAACCAUUUGGACAUUCGAGGCAUGCCAGAGUCGGACCAACGGAAGGAGGCGCCAUUCGGACACCUGCACAUCGUCUGUCGCGACUUUCACUUCAACCAGCAAGGCGGCUACGACGCGCACAUCAUGCACAUGGAACCCGAAGGCGGCCCCGCGGCCGCGGAGCGCAACCGGCGCCGCGCGCUCCUCUGCAGCACCUUUGCUGACAUCACCUUCCACUACUUCCCCGUGCUCGACUCGGAGCUGACCCGCGGCCGCGCGCUGCCCGCGGAGCGCCUGCCGGCCGCGUUCCAGCACAGCCUGGCAAACCUCGCGGCCGUCAUGGCGCGCCAGCUGAAGGACGCGACGCGGCCGCGCUUCUUGCGCGCCGCGGGCGCGGCCCUCAUGGGGGCGCAGAAUGUCGUCAUCCUGAAGAGCGCGCUGGGGCAGAUCCAGGAGAGUGACGUCAUCCGAGUGGCCGACCUGACGGCCUCGAUGCACGGCGCACUUUGCCGGGAGGCUGUGGCCAAGAUGCAGAAACUGGGCGACGAGCGCCGCGCGCUUUUGGAGGGAUCCCCCGUGAUGGCGCCCGCGCAGCUCGAAGCGUUUCUGCGCGACUCGGUGCGCACGAUGCGCGCGGCCUGGGAGGGCGACGGCGCGGCCGCGGAGAUGCUCCCGUCCGUGCUCGCGGAGUACAACGGCAAGGUGGCGGAGGUUUUGACCGCGUACGAGGCCGCGUGUCGCGGCUGGCACGCGGCCGCGGCUGAGAAACUCAGCGACGAGCUUUUUGCGAAGGCGAAGAGCGCGCUAGAACAAGACCUCGACACGGAGUUUGACGCGAGUAAACUGCCGCUUCUGGGCAAUCAAUUUCAUGCGACAGCCAAGAGGUAUUUUGACAGGGCGCGGCAGAGUUUGCUGGACUCGUUAAACGGACUCUUUUCGGUUGAGAGUAUUCGCGAACGCGAGGCGAGUUCUACGGCGCUGUUCAAAGGGCUGGAAAAGAUGCACGAGGCUCGCAACGCUGCGGCUCAAGCGAGCGCGGACCUGGACGCGGAGAAGAAGAAGGCGACAGCGGCGGCGGAAGAAGUGCAGCGGCUCAAACUUCAGGUAGAAGCGGCGGAGAAGAGGUCCCAGCAGAUGACGUCCGAUCACACUGCCUGGAUGCGUCGCAUGGACGACCAACUACUGGCGAUCCGAAACGAGAUCGCGGCAAGCGCGCAAAGAGAAAGGGAGAGAUACGAGAGGAACAUGCUGCUCUUCAUGCGUAUGUGCAUGAUGCACGGCCCCCCUCAACCCGUCAUGUUCCGCCCCUCACCCCGCAGAAUCGAAUGCAGAGUCCCGAACGUGAGGUUCAUAGAGUUGGAAGAGGACGACUGUGAGUAUGACUCUGACUAG
Klebsormidium nitens is the source of this 1794-nucleotide messenger RNA. NCBI's taxonomy places the organism in Eukaryota, Viridiplantae, Streptophyta, Klebsormidiophyceae, Klebsormidiales, Klebsormidiaceae. The record is from the annotation of a GenBank genome assembly.